GGGCAGAAGGCAGGGUUUGUUUUAUACCCUUUAGCUGUAACUGUCGAUUUUGCUUCAAAGAAGGAGAAGAAGUCCAUAUCCAUCUCCCUCUCUUUGCGGUCAAUUCCUUAGAAGUAACAUUUGGCCUCCAAAAUGCUGUUAAAAGCCAUUCCAAACAUCUUUCCUUGAACCUCAUAAACCCUGUUUUAGACUUUUAUCUGUUUUUCAUUGCUUCAAACUUCAAAGGGUUACGAUUGUUUACUUAAAAAAGAAAUUUUAACAAAUGGGUUUUGAUCAGGAGAUAGGCGGGGGAGCGGAAGAGAUUCUUCUCAAUCACCCAGACCCACUUGUCUUAGAACUCAAUAGACUCCAGAACCAACUCAAAGAGAAGGAUAGAGAACUUGGAGCUUCUUUGAAUGUAAUCAAAGGACUAAAAGGGACUGAAGUCCUAAAGGACAAGGCCAUUGAAGAGCUCGCCAAUGAAUUCAAAAAGAUGGAUGAUAAGCUGAGGAUAACUGAAAAUUUACUCGAACAGAAGAAUCUUGAAAUAAAGAAACUGAAAGAUGAGAAGAAAGAAGCAUUGGCUGGACAAUAUGCUGCAGAAGCAACUCUGAGAAGGGUUCAUACUAAUAAUCAAAGGGAUGAUGAUCUUGUCCCCAUUGAAUCCAUUCUUGCUCCUCUUGAGUCUGAGAUUAGAAUGUACAAAAACGAGAUUACAUCUCUUCAAGAAGAUAAAAAGGCGUUGGAGAGACACACCAAGUCAAAGGAAGCAGCCUUGCUUGAAGCUGAAAAGAUCUUGACAAGUGCCUUAGAAAGAGCUUUAAUAGUGGAGGAGGUUCAAAACCGUAAUUAUGAGCUGAAAAGACAGAUUGAAAUAUGCCAGGAGGAGAACAAGAUCAUGGAGAAGACCAACCGCCAAAAGGUUUUAGAGGUUGAAAAGCUAAGCCAAACCAUUGAAGAACUCGAGGAAGCCAUUCUUGCUGGUGGAAUGGCUGCAAAUGUUGCUCGUAAUUUCAAGAGACAGAUUUCUGAAUUACAAGAGGAGAAGAGAACUCUCGAGAGGGAGCUGGCGAGAGUUAAAGUUUCAGCAAACCGAGUUGCGACAGUUGUGGCUAAUGAAUGGAAAGAUGAAAAUGACAAGGUUAUGCCAGUCAAACAAUGGUUGGAAGAUAGGAAGCUUUUGCAGGCUGAAACACAACGGCUUAGAGAUAAACUUGUGGUAUCAGAAAGAACAGCAAAGGCAGAAGCUCAACUCAAGGAUAAACUCAAAUUGAGGAUCAAGACUUUGGAAGAUGGUCUAAAGAAUAUGUCAGCAUCUCAGAAGGCUGUAAAAUCAGUUCCCCUGUUCGGAUUCUUGUCUGGAAACAGUGGCACAAGAAAGAGAUCAAUAUCGCAGCCAAUAUCUUCGAUCAUAAGCUCUCCGGCGAUACAACUGAAUGUGCAGGAUGAGAAUUUGCUUAGGAAGAGUUUGUGGACAACUAGGAAUAAGGUUGCAGACUGCGGAGAAAAAGAAAACAAGGAAAUAAAUGAAAAUGAGAUGUCAGAAAAUGGAGAUGAUGAUGAUAUUGUUUCAGGGUUCUUAUAUGAUAGGCUUCAAAAAGAGGUAAUUGCUCUAAGGAAGCAGUUUGAUAUGAAAGUCAACAAUUUGAAUGAAAAAGAUGAAGAAAUCAAGAUGCUUAUGAAGAAAAUCGAUACACUAACAAAAAUGAAGAAGGAAUCUGUAACAAGCUGUGAAAAGGAAAUGGCAAUGUCCACCACCAAGAUGGGAGAUGGUGGAAAAAAGGAUUGUAACUCUAAAUCUGUCAAAAGGGCAACUAAAGCAGGUUGAAGAUUAAAAGAAAUGGGCGACACAGUGGUCUAGAAGCUUGAUUCUGUGGUGGGCGGUGUUGAUUGUUUUCUCAGGUGUAAAUAAAAAUACUUUCGGUAUAUAGAAUAAUUUUAUUGAAAAUAAUAAAGAAGUAAAGGUUGAGUGAUUUGAAUAGAGAAUGAUGAGUAUUGUGGUUAAUUUCAAAUAAUAGGUUUCUCUAGUUGUGAAUUGUAAUAGUAGGUUCACUAUAUUCUUGUCUAGUUAAGAUGAGAUCUUUCUAAUAAUGUUACUAUAUUGCCUUUUUUAAUGGUUGACAUUUUAUUUUUAAUUGA
Molecule: messenger RNA, 2118 nt
Organism: Impatiens glandulifera
Lineage: Eukaryota; Viridiplantae; Streptophyta; Magnoliopsida; Ericales; Balsaminaceae
Product: microtubule-associated protein 70-5
Exons: 8
Coding region: 263-1807 (514 amino acids)
Biological process (GO): cytoskeleton organization
Molecular function (GO): microtubule binding
Source: RefSeq, a predicted model, not a curated record